Molecule: messenger RNA, 1900 nt
Organism: Drosophila kikkawai
Lineage: Eukaryota; Metazoa; Arthropoda; Insecta; Diptera; Drosophilidae
Product: MICAL-like protein 1
Biological process (GO): chromatin organization
Cellular component (GO): nucleus
Source: RefSeq, a predicted model, not a curated record
ACACCGUCGUGAGUGGCCGAACGCUGCGUCCUGAAGUUUGUUUCUUGGCAAUUAAGUCGAGAAAACUGUAUAAAACACUUGCCGAUUGGCGUCCAAUUAGCCAUGUCCACUGAUCCCCAGCCAGUGGCCAGCGAGUGCUCGAAGUGCGGCAAGCCCAGCGUCCAGGAGAGGCCCAAUCCCGAUACGGAAUCGGCUGGCCAAGCUGCGGCGUCUUCUACACCUCCGCUGCCAUCGUGCCGCUGCGGCUGCUCCCAGGAGGACAGUAUAGGUAUAGCAACGGCAUUAGAGCGCGACUCCACGGACGAGGUGCCCAUGGACAUAGACAACGAUCUGACCACCAAUGAGCGGAUGCCAACUGUGGACGAGCUAGAGCAACCGAAACCCAAGCCCAAGUUGAAGCCCCUGGAGGUUGUGAAAAAGGAAAAGGAGGAGAAGCUGCUGGUGGAGCCAGCAGAACAGAAGCCUCUACCCGAGGUGGAGGAGGAGGAGAAGCACUCAACGAAGGCUCCGCGCAGUCCGACGCCCAUCAAAAUCGAAGAGGAGGAAGAGGAUAAGCCCAAGGAAAAGCAACAACAGGAACAGCAAUUGCAGUCCCAGGAGGAUAUGCCGCCCAGCUCACCGGAGGCGCAGCCUCCAAAUCCCAGCCAUCGGGUUGGCAAAAUCACGCGCAGCAGCCUAAAUGGCAACCAGGCUUCUUCGUCUUCCACCCGAACUCCGGCCAUAAUGAAGCGCCUGCGAAAAAGCACACGCUUCAAGGCCAAGCCAACGGGCGGGCGUGGUAAUUCCGCCGCCGCCGGCAACAGCAGCAGCCAGUCGAAUGGCCACAACAAUGGUGCCAAUAAUGGUGCCUCCGGCAGCUCUAUACAUCUCGCUGGCGCCGGUGCCCAUCCGAGUAAUACCAACAAGCAUGGAAAGUCGGGAACAGGUGGAUCUGGCGGCGGCGGUGGUGGCUCUCCGGCUGCCCGCAGUCGACGUACACUGUUCAAAAGACCAUCAACACAGAAGACGCCCAAGGUGCAGGCCUCCACAAGGUUCGUGAAAAGCGUCUUCUACAAGGGCAGCUACAUGCAGAUCGGUGACAUUGUGAGCAUCGUGGAUGGGGAGCAGAAUCUGUACUAUGCCCAGAUCCGGGGUCUGCUGGUGGAUGCCUACUGCGAGAAAUCGGCCUUCCUUACCUGGCUCAUACCCACCCAGGACAGUCCGGAUCCCCAAGAGGGCUUCGAUCCGGCCACCUACCUAAUAGGGCCCGAUGAGGAGCUCUCGCGCAAAUUGUGUUACCUGGAGUUCGUGAUGCAUGCCCCGAGCAACUACUAUUUCGAUCGGAGCACACCCUUCCCCCUGCCAGAUGUGGACGAGUAUACAGCCCAGAGAUCGGGUGGAUUUAUUUGGACCCGGCUGCCGGUGGUGAAGCGGGAGAAGGGAGAGCGGGAGCGAGAGCGAGAGAUGCGGGGUCGGGACUCGGCGCACAAGGCGAGUGGAGGUGCCUCCUAGCAGGAAGGGGAAGUGGGAAUGGGUCCCAAUGGGAAGAAGAAGAAAAAGUCCAGAGCCAGAGUGCUGAAUUUGAAUAAUUUAAUUUAUUGAGUAGAGCAAAAAGUAAAAAACAAGAAAAUAUAAAAAAAAAAUAUAUAUAUAGUGUGAAGAGAAAAUAAAUGUUUUAUUUUAAAAUUUAUAUUGUAAACCUGAUCUUUGAAGAUCCUCUCCAAAUUGGUUAAGGAAACAAUGAUUUCCAGAAGGAAAAAGCAAUAGUAUUUUAUAUGGUAUCAAAAUAAAAAAAAACACACUUUUUAGGGGCAAUAAAUUAAGUUUUAUUAGAAUAUACAUAAGUGUAGUGUAAACAUAUCAAUAAAAAAUUAUUUUCAAAUUUAUUUAAUUAUAAAAAAAAAAUUUUAAUAAACAUAAA